Miscanthus lutarioriparius is the source of this 462-nucleotide messenger RNA. NCBI's taxonomy places the organism in Eukaryota, Viridiplantae, Streptophyta, Magnoliopsida, Poales, Poaceae. The record is from the annotation of a GenBank genome assembly.
AUGGCUUCCGCUGCGAGCUUCCUGGCCACGGUCGUGGCGUGCGCACUCCUCCUGGCCAGCAACACCUGCCACGGGGCGCGCCACUUGGCCGACACGACCGCCGCGGCCGCGGCCCCUGCUGCUGCCGUCCCUGGCCUCCCCGCCGUGCCGACCUUGCCAACGGUGCAGCCACUGCCCGGCGUGCCACAGGUGGCGGCGCUGCCGCCCAUGCCGGCCGUGCCCGCGGUCACCGUGCCGCAGGUGACGCUGCCGCCCAUGCCGGCGGCUCCCAAGGUGACCGUGCCGCCGCAGGUGGCGCUGCCGCCAAUGCCCGCCGUCCCGUCCGUGCUGCCCAAGCUGACCCUGCCACCGAUACCCGCCGUCGUUCCGUCCGUCGUCCCCAAGGUGGCCUUGCCGCCGAUGCCGUCGGUCCCGGGCGUCAACGUGCCCACGGCGAUCGCGGCGCCGCCUCCGUCGGCGUAG